AUGAGCACAUCAGUACCGAACGCGACAGAUAAUUUCGGUGGGAUGCCACCGAAACUUUGCACCUUUUCGGUUGGAUUUCACCGUAACUUAUUGCCAACCACAAAUUUAAUCCAAGCUAUUUUGAUCUUACUCCCAUUGAAGGAACAAAAUCAAGGUGACGCCCCUACUGAAGGCAACAAUGUGGGAACAGAAUGUGUAAUGGACUAUAGUGAUCAAUUCACAACUUAUUCGAUAUUCAAUGGUAGAGAUGCAUUACUUCGAUGGGCUCGUGAACAAGGAAAAUUGAAUAAUAUUGUCAUUGUAAUUAAAAGGUCUGAUUAUGGAGGUGAGGGCAAGAGGAGACCUCGUGUAAUACUUGCUUGUGAGAGGAACGGUAACUAUAAGUCUUGCAAGUCUAGUGAGACAACUGAUAUAAGAUCGGAUGCAAAUAGUGAUAUGAAAAAAUGUGCUAGAGACACUGGUACCAAGAAAUGUGGAUGCCCAUUCUUGUUAAAAGGUGUCAAUAUUGGUGAUGGGGAUGAUUGGAAGUUGGAGGUGGUUUGUGGAGUACACAACCAUCCUAUUUCAGAGUAUCUUCAAGGUCAUUCAUUUGUGGGGCGACUUACUGAAGAGGAGAAUGCCUUGUUGGUGGACAUGUCUAAGAGUUUGGUGAAACCCAGAGAUAUUUUGGUCACCAUUAAAGAUAGAGAUGCAAUGAAUGUUUCAACUAUGAAGACAAUAUACAAUGCUAGGAUCCGAAAUAGAACCAAAGAAUUUGCUGGGAGAACCCAAAUGCAACAAUUGCUUACUAAGUUAUCCGAACACAAUUAUAUUGAGUGGCAUAGGACAUCUGGGGAUAUUGUAACUGACCUGUUUUGGACACACCCCAUUAAUAUUGAUAUUUUGCGCGCAUUUCCACAUGUACUUAUCAUGGAUUGCACCUAUAAGACUAAUAGGUAUCGUUUCCCACUAUUGCAAAUUGUGGGGGUGACAUCUACUAAUAUGACAUUCUCUGUUGCGUAUGUGUAUAUGAAUGCCGAGAAGGAAGACAAUUACACAUGGGCAUUGACUGCGUUGAGGAGUUUGUUGGAUGAUAAUUGUCUUCCUGGUGUUAUUGUCACCGAUCGAGAGUUAGCACUCUUGAAUUCUAUUACGUCUAUAUUUCCGAAAGCACGACAUUUAUUAUGUAGAUGGAAUAUUAACAAAGGAGUGUUGGCAAACUGCAAGAAGUUAUUUGGGACCCUCAAACAAUGGAAGCAAUUUAAUGAGGAUUGA
Molecule: messenger RNA, 1254 nt
Organism: Prunus armeniaca (apricot)
Lineage: Eukaryota; Viridiplantae; Streptophyta; Magnoliopsida; Rosales; Rosaceae
Source: the annotation of a GenBank genome assembly